This is a messenger RNA of Corticium candelabrum, 869 nucleotides long. RefSeq lists its product as uncharacterized. The transcript is spliced from 5 exons. The record is from RefSeq and is a predicted model, not a curated record. Lineage: Eukaryota; Metazoa; Porifera; Homoscleromorpha; Homosclerophorida; Plakinidae. Bases 43 to 834 code for a protein of 263 amino acids.
GCGUGGUUACGCACUGGGUGGAGUCGCCACACUCUGGUGUACAUGGACAGUGCAAGUGACCAUGAGCAACCUCAGGAGCUCGAAGGAAUCUUACCAGAUGCGGAAUCUGUAAAUUCAGAGUCGCAACCCCCGACUGUUCCUCCACCGAGAACGACUCCUGGAAUGGCAUCGCUGAGAAAACAAAGGCCUACUAUUCAUGUAGCAGUUGCUGCAGUGCAGCGGGUUGAGUGCAAUGAUGACUAUAACUCGGCUGACUAUGACGUUUGUUUGCUUCGCGAGGGAGAGUCUGCGAAGUGGCAUUUUGUUACUGAUAUGGUUAAAUCGGGAGAAAUCCCUGAACAAGUUGCACUAAGAGCUCUAGAAGAUCAGACGAGAUUUACAGCAUUGGAAAUUCAUUCUAUUGGAAUUCAAGCUAAACCCAAUAUGGGUAAACACGACAUUCUGUUGUUCUACUUGGUGGCAAUUAACAAGGACCCUGUUGGUUAUCCAUCAGUGGAGACUCGUUUUCAUAACUUGGAGGAUGUAGUGGAGAACACAGAUGAUGAUUAUGACAUGCCCUAUCCACAAAGGGAGCUUGUUCACAGUCUAGACACUUGGCUCAAUGAACGUCAUGUCAUUCCUUACGUGAGUGUUGAUCUACUAUUCCUGUGCAGUGAUGAACGGGAAGGCAUAGGAGGUCUAGUAAAGGCAAUUGUUGACAACCCACUCAAUCAGGAGAACAUCUACCCAUCAGAAGACAACCUAAUAUUAGCAGUUAACAAUCCAAUGUUUACAUUCGAUCCAGCAGAAGAAAGAAGGAUAAGCAGAGCAUCAUUGUCACUGAGUGGCCACUAACCACCUACUAGAACCUUGCACAUGCACAUCCAUGU